Messenger RNA from Harpia harpyja (harpy eagle), 1473 nucleotides. RefSeq names its product tetraspanin-15-like. Bases 240 to 1190 code for a protein of 316 amino acids. The record is from RefSeq and is a predicted model, not a curated record. The transcript is spliced from 8 exons. Gene Ontology annotation, cellular component: membrane. NCBI's taxonomy places the organism in Eukaryota, Metazoa, Chordata, Aves, Accipitriformes, Accipitridae.
UGAUUGCAAGGGCUGGCUGGGUUGGGGGCUUUGCUUGGGAGGUGAAGCAUGGCUUGUUGCUCCUCACAUUCACACUUUCUCUCCCACCAGGGUGGUGAGGCCAAGGAUUGUGCUGUCCCAGUGCCUGCCCCAGCAGAGCAGUGGGAUUUGGUUAAGUGCAAACCAGAAAGAGGAGCCAAGUGUGUUAGCUGCUUCGUCAAGGGAAUUGCUCUGCCUCGCAGCCAGCUGAAUAGGUGGAAAUGCUGGCGCUGACGCACGAUCCUCGAGUCACACGUCUGCUUCAGCCCCGUGCAGAGAAGCGAGCAGCUAUCCUUGGCCUCGUGAUCCUGUGUGUUGGGAUUUACGCCGAAGUGGAGAGGCAAAAGCACAAAACCUUGGAAGGGAUCUUCCUGGCUCCGGCCAUCAUCCUCCUCCUGCUGGGCUUCACCAUGUUUGGUGUCUCCUUCGUCGGCAUGGUGGGGAGCCUCAGGGACAACCGGACGCUGCUGAAGAUGUUCUUCUGGGUCCUUCUGGUGAUCUUCCUCACGGAGCUGCUGCUGAUAUUCAUCGAAAUCAUCUUUGAAAACAAGAUGAAUGCAGUUUUCCACUCCAACAUCCAAGAGGGCAUCAGACACUAUUAUGAUGACCUUGACUUCAAGAACAUCUUGGAUUUUGUACAAGAAAAGUUUUCUUGCUGCGGUGGUGAUGAGUACCGGGACUGGGAGGUUAACCAGUACCACUCCUGCAACGGCAGUGGGCCGCUGGCAUGUGGGGUGCCCUACACGUGCUGUAUCAGGAAGGUCCCUGGAGAAGUCAUUAACACCCUGUGUGGAUACAGGACGCUCGAUAAAGAGCGCCUGGAGCUGCUCAACGUUAUCCACGUGCGAGGCUGCAUCCAUGCCGUCGGGCUCUGGCUCAAAGACAACUUCGAGGCCACUUUGGGCAUUGUUUGCUCCCUGCUGCUUCCACAGGUGAUCGGCCUCGUGAUGGCUUGGCUGUAUUGGCAAAAGCUCAACGAGAUCUACUCCAAACUGGACACCGUUGACUUCAAGAUCCUGGAGAUGCGGGAUUUCAGCUUCGGGGCGGUGGAUCUGAGCGGCGCGGGCUGGUGCUGGUGUUUACCCAAGGAAGGAGGCUACAUUCCUGUCAAUGCUGAGGAUGAGGAAGACGAGAAGGAAGAGGAAGGCACCAUCUGCCACAGCAAAGUGUGAGAAGGUGGAGGACUGAAAGGCAGCUUGGAGCAAAGCUCUGAGGGAGGCGCCGGGUGUUGAAUGUGGAAAUAAUGUGAUUUAUCUUCUCAGGUUCAGGAGAUACUUUGGGAGAAACUGUAAAGUAACGCUGGAGGGUUAUAAAAACUGCAAUGCACCGUGCGGGCACGUGAGCUCCCCCGGGUCCUUUCGCUACCUUGCCAUUUUGAAGCAUUUGUACAUCUCCUUAUUUGGUUUUUAGGGGUUUUUUUACACAAUAAAUGUGACUACUGUCGUGUUUUGCAAA